UUGCAUGGUUACUACGCUAUUACAAACAAUAAAACGCAAACUUGAACAGAAACAAGCAAAAUUUGAUUCCAAGAUCCUUCAUUUCAUAGGUAGCGUUGUUUGUGGAAUCGAAUUUGAAUUGUGAAUUGAGAAUGGGAAGAGGAAAAUUCAAGAGCAAACCCACCGGUCGCCGCCAGUUCUCCACCCAGGAAGACCUCCUUGCUGGAACCACUACCCGUCCUCGAAGUUUUAGACAGAAAGAAGCUGAGAAUGAAGAGGAACCUGAACAAGUAUCUGGGGAUGAUGCUGGAGAACAAUCUGAUGAAGAAACUAGAAAGAAAAAAGGAACUCAAGGGAUUAUUGAGAUUGAAAAUCCUAACUUGGUAAAGCCAAAGAACUUGAGAGCUAGAGAUGUUGAUGUUGACAAGACAACCGAACUUUCAAGGCGUGAAAGAGAGGAGAUAGAGAAACAGAAAGCUCAUGAACGCUAUAUGAGGCUGCAAGAGCAAGGAAAAACAGACCAAUCAAAGAAAGAUUUAGAACGAUUAGCUCUUAUACGUCAACAAAGAGCAGAAGCUGCUAAAAAGAGAGAUGAAGAGAAAGCUGCUAAAGAACUGAAGAAGGCCGAAGUACGCAAGUGAAUGUCGUGCGGCCUAACCUUAUUCCAAUUAAUAGGAUGAAUGUAUACUCUCACUACUCAUAAAUAUUGUAUCCAUUGAUCUUUAUAAUGGAUCUUACAGUGAUCCCAUUCUGUGUUGGUAAUUUGUAAUGCAAUUAUUCCAGCAUCAUGUGACUUGAAAUCUUAAUUAAAUAAACAGUUUUCUUUACAUUAA
This is a messenger RNA of Lathyrus oleraceus (garden pea), 812 nucleotides long. RefSeq lists its product as uncharacterized. NCBI's taxonomy places the organism in Eukaryota, Viridiplantae, Streptophyta, Magnoliopsida, Fabales, Fabaceae. The record is from RefSeq and is a predicted model, not a curated record. The transcript has 8 exons. Bases 132 to 620 code for a protein of 162 amino acids.